GGGACCGGAAGUAGCUGCUAGGAUCACCGGAAGUGCUUGUCCAGGCGCCCUCCCGGGGUGGGGGUGGGGCUAAUACCUGACGGUGAGCGGCACUGAGAGAUCAAGGGGAUUCACACAAUGGCUACAGUUUCCACAUUUCAAAGUGUUUGCUUAUGGAACAGAAAGUGUCUUCUGUUCUCACUGCGGUGUUCAGCCAAGUUGCUGCCAAAGCCCAGAGUUUUAUUGCCAGCGUCCGUUCCCUUCUCUGACCAGGCUAGCGGCCAGCAUCAUGCCUUCGUACCAUGUGCCGAGAUCCACACGUCUGCAGUUAAUUACGCAGGACACAACAAGUGGUCAAAGGUGAAACAUAUCAAAGGGCCAAAGGAUGCUGCCAGGAGUCGAAUGUUUGCCAGGCUGUCAAUAUUGCUUCGCUUUGCAGUGAGAGAAGGAGGCUCAAACCCUGAGUUUAACACGCAAUUGGCAAAUGUCAUUGAACAGUGCCGAGCCAAGAACAUGCCCAAAGUGUCCAUCGAAGCUGCUAUAAAAGGGGCUAAGUCCAAGGCUUCAACCUAUUCACUGUAUGAAGGGAGAGGCCCGGGGGGAUUGUCUAUGCUGAUUGAAAUUCUAACAGACAACAACAGCCGGUCACAUCAGGAGAUAAAGAGCAUUCUGAACAAAAAUGGGGGAGCAUUGUGUGAGGGUGCCCGGCAUUGCUUUGAGAGGAAAGGCGUGGUGACAGUGAACGGCCUGGGUAAGGAUGGUCAGGAGAUUGAGUUGGAACGUGCCCUGGAACUGGCAAUUGAAGCAGGGGCUGAGGAUGUUAAACAGGCUGAGGAUGAAGAAGAGAAGGUGAUCCUGAAGUUUGUUUCUGACAUGUCCUCACUGCGAGAGGUACGAGAGAGGUUGAGCACGCUGGGAUUGCUGACCAUUACUGCUGGGCCUGAAUUCAUUCCUACAACCACUGUCCAGCUAACAGACAGAGAUUUGGAGGCAGCAUUUUGCUUGAUUGAACUCAUCGAUGAGUACCCGGAUGUUAUUAAAGUCUAUGAUAAUAUCGAGUCACAAAGUUGACUAGCAGCAAGACAGAACUUCCUGCACUUUACGGGCUACUGAAUGUGUGAUGAGGAAGUUCAGCUGAACACAUGUUUGUAUCGAGACUGAAUGAAGACUCUUUCAGAGAGACUGAUAGUGCAGUCCUCUCUCCAUUGCCAAUAACAAUUGAGCUCCCCUGCAAGUAAGGAUAUGGUUACACAACAGUGCUGGCUGAGAUGUAUUGACUAAUGGUGCUUUCUGUUCCUGCUCCAUCAUCACUCUUUCCUGAAGGUGCAGAUGCUCACUGGGGUUCCAGAGGCAGCAUGCACCCUCCAUUAUCCUUCACAACUAAGCUGUUCUUCAUGUACAUGUAUCAACUGACUCAUUGCACAAGAUCUCACAGUCCAGCAAGUUCUCACCUGCACUUGUUUUUCAACAGGGGUCACUGGACAGUGAUCAGGAGCAGAAACCCUAACUGAUUUCCCCCUUUUUCUAAACUAGGGACUAGACAACUGUAGAAGUGUUGUGUUUGGAUUUAAAAAAUGUUUGAGACAGCACAAAGCACUUCACAGCCAGGUCGAUUUUUUGAAGUGUAGCCUUUGCUGUAAUGUGGAUAAAUGUCAGUUUGUACACAGCAGUAAGAAAAAUGAACAGAUAAUGUUUUGGGGAGAUGUUAAUGGAGAGAUACAUUUGGGCUGUGACGUCGGGAGAACUCCUUACAUUUUGAAUAGUAGGACCUUUAAUAUCCACCUGAACAGAUAAGUCUUACUUUAAUAUCUCAUGAAAAAUAGGACACUUUCAGUGGUCCCUCAGUAUUGUAUUCAAGUACCAGUCUAGGUUGAGGGUUCAAAUCCUGAAAUAGAGCUUGAACCCGCAACCUUCUCACUGGAGGAUGAGUGCUGCUAUCUAAGCAAAGACUGACUGUUGUGUGCUGGUCAACUCCAAGCUAAGAGAGAUGGGAUGGUAACCAACCAAGCUUCCUGUUCCUUAGGAAGAUUUCCCUGUAUGCUGAUCACAGGGGGGGAUAGGCUUGGACUUGGCUGUGAUGCCCUCUAUGGUCGAUUAGCCUGCCAGCUCUCACUGUAUAGACGUAAAGUGAGCCAACUGGGUUGGGAUGGCCAGUGCAAGCUGAACCUUCAGGAAAGGUGGAGAAAAUUAGCCUAAAUAUUUGGCAACCUUUAGUAAUAUUUUAAUCAAGAAUCUAAGGAUUUGACAUUUUGCGUGUUUGUGCCUGAGUUUGUGCUGACUGUAAUGUGUAUAGCAGCGUUGGAAAACAGGCUGGCUGAGGUGUGCAGCUCUCUCUAACCUUUCCCCAAUAAAUAGGCAGGACCAUUCAUUCACAGUGACUAAAUAAAGUCAAAUUCAUUUAACCUCUGAGUCAGAAGAUCAAGGGUUCAACUCCCACUCCAGAGACUUGAGCACUUAAUAUAGACUAAUACUUCAGUACAGUGAGGGGGAACUGCACUGGCAGAAGUGCUGUAUUUCAAAUGAGAUUGCAUUUUUAAAUUUUCUAUGAAAGCCUCACAUCAGGGUCUUGCCUUAUAAAUAUGUCUGGACUCCAAUCACUUUCCCCUGACAGUCACAUAGCCUCUUUAAGUGACUUAUUCCUUGUUUACAACCUUCACUGUUAGCAAUUAGCCUCUCUCACAACUGGACUAACCUGUCCUCACCUAAUCGCCCUAGUCACAGAUGUGCCAUUUGGGGGUUAAUAUUGCUAGUGGGCGCAUUAUGAGUGGUGUCAGUGUUCCUGGGCUAGAGAAGGGAACAUUCAGCCAGGGAUCUUGCUCCUACCAGCUGUCUAAAGCUACAAGUGUGUGAACAAAGUUGUACUUGUGAGACACCUCAACCCAUUUGGUUGAGUUGCCUGCUGAAUCUUACUGUGAAGAUGUUGUGUUACUCCAUUGGGUGGCUGCUGUAUAUGAAACGUUACCCAGCUUCCAUCAUUGUCUGCAGGACAGUGGGGGCAAUUGGGCAAAACACAGCACAUCAUUUGCCUUGAUUCAAAAUCCCUUCAGCUGUUUUAUGAAGCCUGAUAUGGUGAAGAUUUAAUUGACAUUACACUCUCAUCUCACAUGCUUCCUGUGAAAUGAUAAUAAGGAGCCUUUGACUAUUGUAUCAAUACUGAUUGUAAUCUGUGUAGUUGCUCACUCUAAUGUGUGUUUGUUGGCAUGAAACAUGAUUUUUUAAAAAACCCUAUAAAUUGAGAUCGUACAGCAGAGUGAGGAUUGGUGGACUGUGCUGUGCAAUGUCCAAGUAAA
Molecule: messenger RNA, 3269 nt
Organism: Carcharodon carcharias (great white shark)
Lineage: Eukaryota; Metazoa; Chordata; Chondrichthyes; Lamniformes; Lamnidae
Product: translational activator of cytochrome c oxidase 1-like
Exons: 6
Coding region: 118-1050 (310 amino acids)
Cellular component (GO): mitochondrion
Source: RefSeq, a predicted model, not a curated record